AAGCUAUUCGAAGGAAGGUUUCAUCGUUCCUCAGUAGCUAAUCAUGAAUCGUUUCUCUCUCCAAAAGAAAAUGAUAUUGUCAGUGUUUAUGCUAUAAAAUUUAGCGAUAGAGAAGAUUUAAUGGAAGGCGCUCUUGUACGUGAACCAGCAAUAGUAGGAAACUUUUUCACAAUGCAUAUUUAUUUGGAUAACUACGUGAAAUUUCUAGAUAACGCCCUGAUUACCAAUAGAACAUUUUUCAUUAUAAGUAGAGAUCCAGGUGAUCAUCCCAAUCAGAGAGUAAUCGGUAAAACAUUCCUCCAUUAUUUUAUUUGACU
Thelazia callipaeda (thelaziosis nematode) is the source of this 317-nucleotide messenger RNA. Lineage: Eukaryota; Metazoa; Nematoda; Chromadorea; Rhabditida; Thelaziidae. The record is from the annotation of a GenBank genome assembly.